UUCCCGGAUUAUCCAGCGCCGUUGCUGGUUUGAAUCUCGCUCGCUUUCAGUUACGUUUCUAGUUGUUUCUGCGGCGGCAGCUCAUUUCGCCAUUCGUUUCAGUUUCUUCUACAAGUCUUCUGCGAGUAUUCUCCAAGUCACUUCGUCAACGGCCGGGUUGUCUCACAGCAAGCUCAGUUCGCCUCUGUUAUAACUUGCGAUGGCCUCAUCACAAGUGUCACGUAGCGAAAGAUGCCCCGUCGAAGGUUGCUCGAUGUUGGGAUCGGUUCGUUGGCUAUUUGAUCACAUUCGACACAUUCAUAGUCCUGAGGAUUGGUCACGUGAUCAUAUCACUCGCUACAACUUGGUCCAAUGUCCGAUGUGUUCUCACUGGUUUAUUAGACUAAACCAGCAUUUACCCAAAUGUAAGUCUCGCUCGACGACCGUCUCCAGUUCUAGCCAGGGUUCAUUACAUCAAUCUACUUCGAGUUCGGUGUCUCAUAUCAGCGAACAUCCGGGCACUCUGACAGGUCACCGUGACGUCACUCCUGUACCUACCAUCCCGGAUGUUCCUACUUCUUGCGGUCCAAACACAUCCAGUCAACCUUGUCGCCCUAUGGAUCGUGAAUCUAUCGGCUGGAGCUUCAUCCAAUCAAUAUCUACGGAGGAAUUGUUGAAGAGCCUACCACCUAGAACAGUCCAAAGCAUCCCAUCCAAGCUGAAGUCUCUUUUUCAAGACUGCUGUUCUAUCCCACUUAGUCAACUUGCCUUAGAUUCAUCAGAUGUCAAAGCUUGGAAAUUGUUACUUCUUAUUCCCAAGAUGAUUCUUACUCCACUUGGCAGAUCUGGUAAAUCCCAUACAAGUGGUAUCAAAGCAAGGUACAAACUUUUUCUGGAAUAUCGAUGGGAAGAAUUACUCCAGAUUUGGCAACUAUCGUCUGAGACAGUUAAUGUUAAUGUUAAGCAGGUAAACAAUCAACGUCAUGCCCGGCAAUCAGCCAUUCGUCUUGUGAAAAGUGGCGAGUUGUCAAGAGCUGCUCGAAUAUUAACCAGCAAAGGCCUGGCACCUGCUAGUGAUGAAACAGUGGCCAAACUAUCUCUCAAACACCCUACACGAGAUCCCAACACCCCUGUUCCACACUCUGAUACCUGCAAUUCAAUGGCUUUGCCAGCUUCAGUCAUUAUCAACGUCAUUAAAAAGUCCCCUCGAGGUUCUGGAGCAGGCCCUUCGGGCUGGAAGUUUGAACACCUCCGAAAUCUUCUAGAUAACGGUGUGACCCAGGACGCCUUAGUCAGAGUUCUCUCAUCCAUUGCUGAAGGAAAUCUUCCAAGCCUUGUCACUACCUGGCUGUCUGCUUCCCGAUUGAUUGCCUUGCCCAAAAGCAGUGGUGAUGUUCGACCUAUAGCCAUUGGCGAGGUUCUCCGCCGAGUCUCAGCUAAGGCUAUCUGUCAUCACUUGAAAUCUGAGUUCUCUGCCUACUUUGCUCCCUUGCAGCAUGGGACCGGAUUGGGUGCUCGUUAA
Corticium candelabrum is the source of this 1501-nucleotide messenger RNA. RefSeq lists its product as uncharacterized. Bases 200 to 1501 code for a protein of 433 amino acids. The transcript is spliced from 2 exons. The record is from RefSeq and is a predicted model, not a curated record. Lineage: Eukaryota; Metazoa; Porifera; Homoscleromorpha; Homosclerophorida; Plakinidae.